AUGUCGCACCUUUCCGAUAUUCCACCCGCCCAGCCAGACGCGGCCUUUUCGCUCAUAGCCAGCUUCAAAGCGGACACGGCCGAGCACAAGGUUGACUUGUGUCCAGGAUUCUAUCGUGAUGAUAACGCAGAACCAUGGGUUCUGCCAUCUGUUGCCCAGGCAAAGGAACAGAUACAUGCAGAUCCAAGUCUCAACCACGAGCACCUGCCUCUUACCGGUCACCCAGAGUUGCUUUUUGGCUCACAGAAGCUGGUCUUUGGCAAAACCCGGGACCUAAAGCGUGUAGCUUCAAUUCAGACAGUCUCCGGCACAGGAGCCAACCAUAUGGCUGCUCUGUUCCUCGCUACCAACCUCAAACCUAAGAGGGUGUGGAUCUCAAACCCAAGCUGGAUUAAUCACACAGAGAUCUGGAAGCUUGUUGGCCCAGACGUUGAACAGCGAUUUUAUCCGUAUUAUGAUAUGGUACAUCACAGAGUGGACAUUGAGGCAAUGACACGAACCUUGCGGAAGGAGGCAUGUGAAGGAGACGUUAUUAUCCUACACGCAUGCGCUCACAAUCCCACUGGAGCAGAUCUCACCCGCCAGCAAUGGGAGACUGUCGCUGAGAUUUGCAAGGAAUCUGGUUUAUUCGCGGGCUUUGCGUCUGGAGACCUGAAUCAAGACGCUUCCGCAAUAACUCACUUCUUUGAAAGAUCAGACCUAGAGUUCGCAGUGGCGCAGUCCUUCUCCAAGAACUUCGGUUUAUAUGGAGAGCGCGUAGGGGUUCUUCACAUGGUUGUACUUGAGACCGACACUGCGGCUAAGGUCACCCCUUUACUAACCCAGCUGUCGCGGGCUGAGAUAACUUCUUGUCCUUCAUACGGUGCAAGAAUCGUAGCCAAAAUUCUGAGUAGCCCGGUUCUCUUGGGCCAAUGGCAACAGGACCUAGUGACGAUGAGUGAACGGAUGAAAAGCAUGCGUAAAGCUUUGUACCAAGGACUACAACGUAGAGCAGUCAGGGGAUCGUGGGAGCACUUGCUUACAGACAUCGGUAUGUUUUCUAUGACGGGACUCGCCCGUGAUCAGGUCGAUGAGCUCAGAACAAACCAUCAUAUCUACCUCCUUCCUUCUGGCAGGUUGUCCGUGACUGGAUUGACAAGCAACAAUGUAGAUAUUGUUGUACAAGGCUUCCUUUCUGUGUUGGGCACGAAUUAG
Messenger RNA from Fusarium odoratissimum NRRL 54006, 1194 nucleotides. RefSeq lists its product as uncharacterized. The transcript is spliced from 5 exons. NCBI's taxonomy places the organism in Eukaryota, Fungi, Ascomycota, Sordariomycetes, Hypocreales, Nectriaceae. Gene Ontology annotation, cellular component: cytosol. The record is from RefSeq and is a predicted model, not a curated record. Gene Ontology annotation, molecular function: L-aspartate:2-oxoglutarate transaminase activity; pyridoxal phosphate binding. Bases 1 to 1194 code for a protein of 397 amino acids. Gene Ontology annotation, biological process: L-aspartate biosynthetic process.